This is a messenger RNA of Chrysochloris asiatica (Cape golden mole), 1002 nucleotides long. RefSeq names its product fatty acid hydroxylase domain containing 2 (gene FAXDC2). The transcript has 8 exons. The record is from RefSeq and is a predicted model, not a curated record. NCBI's taxonomy places the organism in Eukaryota, Metazoa, Chordata, Mammalia, Afrosoricida, Chrysochloridae. Gene Ontology annotation, biological process: sterol biosynthetic process. Bases 1 to 1002 code for a protein of 333 amino acids. Gene Ontology annotation, molecular function: iron ion binding; C-4 methylsterol oxidase activity.
AUGAAGGGAGAAGCUGAAAGUGUGCUGCACAAUGAGAAGUCAAAGCAGGAGGGACACAUCUGGGGUUCCAUGAGAAGAACGGCUUUCAUUCUGGGCUCUGGCCUUCUCUUGUUUGUGGCCUUAUGGAACUCUGUCACAUGGCAUCUGCAGCGUUUUUGGGGUGCUUCCGGCUUCUUUUGGCAAACCCAGUGGGAGAGGCUGCUGUCUACAUUUGAAGGGAAGCAGUGGAUCCUUUUCAUGAUAGGUACCACCCAAGUGCCAGCUCUGCUCUUCUGGGCCUUCAAUGGGGUUUUACUUGUGGUUGACACAACUGGAAAACCUAACUUUAUCUCUCGCUACCGAAUUCAGAUUGGCAAGAAUGAACCGGUGGACGCCACGAAACUACGCCAGGCCAUCCACACAGUUCUCUUCAACCAGUACAUGCUUUCUCUCCCCAUUGUGAUCUUCCUUUACCCCCUCCUCAAGUGGCGGGGAGACCCUUGCCGCCGAGAGCUACCCACCUUCCACUGGUUUCUCCUGGAGCUGGCGAUCUUCACCCUGAUUGAAGAAAUCCUUUUCUACUACUCACACCGGCUCCUGCACCACCCAGCAUUCUAUAAGAAGAUCCACAAGAAACACCAUGAAUGGACAGCUCCCAUUGGUGUGAUCUCUCUCUAUGCCCACCCUAUAGAGCAUGUGGUCUCCAACAUGCUGCCAGCACUGCUGGGUCCCAUCAUAAUGGGCUCUCACUUGUCCUCCAUCACCAUCUGGUUCUCCAUAGCGCUCAUCAUCACCACCAUAUCUCACUGCGGCUACCACCUACCUUUUCUGCCUUCACCUGAAUUCCACGACUACCACCAUCUCAAGUUCAACCAGUGCUAUGGGGUGCUGGGGGUGCUAGACCAUCUCCAUGGAACCGACACCAUGUUUAAGCAGACCAAAGCAUAUGAAAGACACGUCCUCUUGCUGAGUUUCACCCCGCUCUCGGAGAGCAUUCCUGAUUCUCCAAAGAAGAUGGAGUGA